AGGACCAAUAAAAAGAUGCCAAGUCAGCUCCGUGACGUGCAACGUCGAUGCUCCCCGCAACAUAUAAUCCCACGUUCCCGCCCCACCUCUUUCACCCAACCGAGGCCGGCCAGUGGGUCUCUCUCUCUCUCUCUCUCUCUCUCUCUCUCGCAGAAACAUCUCAUUACGUCUAGAAAGUUCGUAGGUGUUCGUCCGCUGCUCGAUCGGACGGAAGUGUUCACGAUGGAGGGGAGGCGGAUCGGUCGACUUGCGUCUGCCGCGAUACUGCUGGUGCUGAGCUGCUUAGCUUUCCAGAUCCGCGCCUCUGAUGUGAUCUUCUACGAGUCCUUUGAUGAAUCGCUCGAGGGACGGUGGAUUGUGUCUGAGAAGGAGGACUACGAAGGUGUAUGGAAACAUUCCAAAAGUGAGGGACAUGAGGAUUAUGGGCUUCUUGUCAGUGAGAAGGCCAAGAAGUAUGCCAUAGUGAAAGAGCUGGAUGAGAACUACAGCCUCAAGGAUGGGACUGUUGUUCUACAAUAUGAGGUCCGCUUACAGAAUGGUCUUGAAUGUGGGGGUGCCUAUUUGAAGUACCUCCGACCUCAAGAAGCUGGGUGGAAGCCCAAGGAAUUCAACAAUGAGUCUCCGUACACCAUAAUGUUUGGACCUGACAAAUGUGGUGCCACAAACAAGGUUCACUUCAUCUUGAAGCACAAAAACCCCAAGACUGGAGAAUAUGUCGAGAAUCAUCUCAAGUACCCACCUUCUGUGCCUCUCGACAAACUCACCCAUGUUUACACUGCAAUCUUGACACCUGAUAAUGAAGUGAGAAUCUUGGUUGAUGGGGAAGAGAAGAAGAAGGCAAACUUCCUUUCGGCUGAUGAUUUUGAGCCUGCCCUUGUACCAGCUAAGACAAUCCCCGAUCCUGAUGACAAGAAGCCAGAGGACUGGGACGAGAGGGCAAAGAUCCCAGAUCCUGACGCAGUGAAACCAGAUGAUUGGGAUGAGGACGCCCCAAUGGAAAUCGAAGAUGAGGAGGCUGUGAAGCCUGAGGGUUGGUUGGAUGAUGAGCCUGAGGAGAUAGAUGAUCCUGAGGCUACUAAGCCCGAGGACUGGGAUGAUGAAGAAGAUGGUGAAUGGGAAGCACCGAAGAUCGACAACCCCAAGUGUGAGACAGGUCCUGGUUGUGGAGAGUGGAAGAGACCAAUGAAGAGGAACCCUGCUUACAAAGGGAAGUGGCAUGCUCCUAUGAUUGACAACCCGAACUACAAGGGUAUCUGGAAGCCUCGGGAUAUCCCCAACCCAGACUACUUUGAGCUCGACAAACCCGAUUUUGAGCCUAUAGCUGCUGUGGGUAUUGAGAUCUGGACCAUGCAAGAUGGUAUUCUGUUCGACAAUAUUCUGAUCACCAGUGAUGAGAAGGUUGCUGAGUCGUAUAGAGCUACAGCAUGGAAGCCUAAGUUUGAAGUUGAGAAGGAGAAGCAGAAGGAGGAGGAUGCGGCCCCAGGUUCAGAUGGCCUCACAGGCGUACACAAGAAGGUGUUUGAUCUCCUCUACAAGAUAGCGGACUUUCCCUUCUUGGAGCCACACAAACCUAAGAUUCUGGAUCUCAUCGAGAAGGCUGAGAGUCAGCCUAACAUUACACUCGGGGUUCUCGUUGCUGUAGCUGUUGUUAUCUUGUCGGUGUUCUUCAAGAUCCUCUUUGGUGGCAAAAAGAAGGUGAGCAGUGUUGCUGAGCCAACCGAGACACCUGCCCAGCCUUCUGAUGAUCAGGGCAGCAGCGUGGAAAAGGAGGACGAGGACGAGGGCGAGAAGGAAGGCAAUGCCCCUCGUAGAAGGAGCACCAGGAGGGAAACUUGAAAGACAAAACUGCUCUGCAGUGGACAUGUUUCGAGAUCGUAUAUGUCGAAAUUUUUGGUAGAACUAGUCAAAGCUGCUAGUGCUGCAAAUCAGCUGCAGCACAAUCUUUUCCGGAAGAUCUUGCUUUCUUCCAAGUUCUGUUUUCUUAUAUUGUUAGGGUUGAGAGCAACUCAUCAUUCAUUAGUGGUUUACUCUGCACUGCACUGUAUUUUGCUUAAUCUAAUUUGAUGUACACCUGAAUUUACGACUCAGACAAUAUUCUUCAAAUGUUUAGAUCUUGAUUGUGUUUGCGA
This is a messenger RNA of Punica granatum (pomegranate), 2129 nucleotides long. The record is from RefSeq and is a predicted model, not a curated record. NCBI's taxonomy places the organism in Eukaryota, Viridiplantae, Streptophyta, Magnoliopsida, Myrtales, Lythraceae.